UCAGGCGUCGAAUUGUAAUGGGAACUAUAAAUUACGAGAACUUCUUUGAAACUGCGGAAUUUGCAACCCUUACCAAAGAAUUAAAUUCGGCAAGAGAGCAACUGUUAGAACGAGAGGAGGAAAUAGCGGAAUUAAAGGCUGAAAGAAACAAUACUCGAUUACUCUUAGAACAUUUAGAAUGCUUGGUGUCGAGGCAUGAACGAUCAUUAAGAAUGACUGUAGUGAAACGGCAAGCUGCUGCUCAAUCGGGUGUAUCUAGUGAAGUAGAAGUUUUGAAGGCACUGAAAAGUCUAUUUGAACAUCACAAAGCUUUAGAUGAAAAGGUGAGAGAGAGGUUAAGAGUCGCGUUAGAAAGAAAUUCUGUGUUAGAGGAAGAAUUAGCGUCAACCAAAGAAGAAUUACAACAAUACAAACUUGGGGGUCUACCCUCUAAUGUACCUGCAAUAGAAGAUAAACCCAAAGAAAAUGGCCAAGUGGAACAUGGGGACCAAGUUACAAAUUCAAUUAAGGCAACCGCGAAGCAGCGACUUACCAAUGGGGGCAUGGAAAUGGAAACAGAUUCGGCAGCACGGAUUGUAGAUCUGCAAACUGCUUUAGAACAGCAAACUGGCGAAAUUAGUACCUGGCAGAGGAGGGUAGCGGAAAUGACCAAUAGAGUAGGAGAAUUAGAGGAAAAUUUCGCAAAAGCACAAAAAGAUCUUCUUAAGGCACAAGAGUCCAACUCAAAACUUCAGAGGGACUUACAGGAGAACGUGGCGCAGAAAGAGGACCAAGAGGAGAGAAUCGCCACUUUAGAAAAAAGGUAUUUGAAUGCUCAAAGGGAAUCCACCUCGUUGCACGAUCUAAAUGAAAAAUUAGAACAAGAACUACAGCACAAAGAAGCUCAACUAAAGUUGCAAGAAGAAAAAAUUGCAGCUAUUCAAGAAAAGUUAGAAUUAGCCGAACAAAAGCUAGCACAAUAUUCUAAGUUACCAGAAAUGGAGGAGCAGUUGAAGCAGCGAAUGGAGGCAUUGACGCAGGUGAGACCACAGGCGCAAGAACGCCAUGGGUCUGCCGAAGAUCGUAUCCAAAGACUUGAAGCUAAUUUAGAAGAAAAGAAUGCGGAAUUAGUAAGAUUAAACCAAAGACUAAAAAUGAACGAAGACCAUAACAGUAGGUUGUCCGCGACUGUGGAUAAAUUAUUAUCCGAAUCUAAUGAUAGGCUACAAGUACAUCUUAAGGAACGAAUGCACGCUUUAGAGGAAAAAAAUAGUUUAACUCAGGAGCUCGAAAAGACUAGGAAGAUAAUGGAAGAAUUAGAAAUUCAGAAAACCGAAAUAAUGAAAGAAUUAGCGAAAUCAAGGUUGGAAAUAGACAAUGUUAAAAGACAAAUGUUGCAACAAGAGAUAGCAUUUAAUAUUCAACAAACAGAUGCGUUGACCAGAAGUUUAUCACCUAACGCAACGGAUCCUAAUAAUUUUACAAGAAGUGCUAGUCAUUCCAGUUUCGAUACGCAUUCCUUACCGCGUAGGGGAAAUAAAACGCGAACGCCUGUAGAGGAGGAUUCCAAUAAAAUAGUCGCAUUUACUGCAAGAUCUAUGGCAGAACAAGAGUGGGAGAAAUUACAGCAAGCUCAUGUACUGGCGAACGUUCAACAAGCAUUCGAUGUGUCAAGUGAUGCAGAGGGUGAUGAUAACGACAGUUUGUUUAGCACUGCCGAUAUUUUGUCACCGUCCGGUCAUACGGAUGCCCAAACGUUAGCAAUGAUGUUGCAAGAGCAGCUAGAUGCCAUUAAUAACGAAAUUAGGUUAAUACAAGAAGAAAAACAGAAUACGGAGGCGAGGGCAGAGGAACUUGAGUCAAGAGUUGGUAGUAUGGAGCACAUGAAUCUACUUGCGAGGGGGCGCAGUUUAGAACGCCAAAGUCCACCCGUAAGUGGCAGAUCGACGCCAAAAUCACAUCAUUCACCACAAAGGGAUUAUCUUCAUAAAUAUCACACGGCGCCUGCAUCUAUGUCUCCAGCACAUCUUCAACAGUACCGUACAACUAUGAGUUCAGGCUCCAUAUCUGAAUCACUGCCCACUAGUCAGUUGCAACUUGCACCGGUUAGUUCGGAAAUGUCAAGGGACGAACUUCAUAUGGGUGACAGUAGUAGUGGUGGUGGAGCGUCUCCUCUUACUGCGAGGUCAUUAAAACUAGAAAGAGUUGCGCAGGCUCUGGCUCAUAGUCAGGAAGAAUUGCGCAGAAGAACAGGUGCAAGUGGAUUACCUCCUGGACCAGUUACUUACAGUGUGUUUAGGCAAGGCCAGACACACACACCACCAUCACCUCUAUCCUCUCGUCAUAGCAGUCAAGACAGCCUUCACAAGAACACAAUUACGGGAAUUCCAAGAGACGUGUCCGCAGCAGCUGUAGCUGCCGCCGCCGCCGCUCAAAAGAAGAAAGGCAUCAAAUCAUCCCUCGGUAGAUUCUUUAGUAAAAAAGAGAAGGUGAAAGGUAAAGAAGUAAUGGGCGGCGAAAGUGCUUUAAAUAUAAACCAAAGUGGAAUGGGUAUUCCCGACGGUGAUAUAGUCGAUUCCAUUAGUCUUUCCGGGAAGUUGGGUCAGAAAGGAGAAUUUGAUCGUAGACAAAAGAAGAAGUGGGUGGAACGUGACUAUAGACACGAACUAUUAGCGGAAGCUAUGAAAGCUGGAACCCCAUUUGCCUUAUGGAAUGGUCCUACUAUUGUAGCUUGGUUGGAACUUUGGGUAGGAAUGCCGGCUUGGUAUGUGGCAGCCUGCCGUGCAAACGUAAAAUCCGGUGCCAUAAUGAGUGCGCUUAGUGAUACAGAAAUACAAAGAGAAAUCGGAAUCAGUAAUCCACUCCAUAGAUUAAAACUUAGAUUAGCAAUUCAAGAAAUGGUAUCGUUAACGUCACCGUCUGCCCCGAAAACGUCGAGGACUACGUUAGCUUUUGGUGAUAUGAACCAUGAAUGGAUUGGAAAUUCAUGGUUACCAGCAUUAGGGCUUCCGCAAUAUCGUACCACAUUUAUGGAAUGCCUGGUAGAUGCCAGGAUGCUUGAUCAUCUUACGAAAAAGGAUUUACGAGGACAAUUGAAAAUGGUUGAUAGUUUUCAUAGGACUAGUCUACAAUAUGGCAUAUCAUGUUUGAAACGGUUGAAUUACGAUAGACAUUUAUUAGAUGACAGAAGAAAGAAUGCGGAGAAUUCUAACUCAGAUGUUUUAGUAUGGAGUAAUGAUAGGCUAAUUCGUUGGGUAACUAGUAUUGGUUUAAAGGAAUAUAGUAAUAAUUUAUUAGAAUCUGGUGUUCAUGGUGCACUAUUUGCUUUAGACGAUAGUUUUGAUGCAAAUAGUAUGGCUCUUGCCUUACAAAUUCCAACUCAAAAUAUUCAGGCAAGACAAACAUUGGAAGUUGAAUUCAAUGGCCUGCUACGAACAGCGACAGAUCGACGACCAGACGAUAUUUCUCGUUCCUGAUACGAUCGUAUGAAUUGUUAAACGACCAUGUAGUGUUCCACUACAGAUUAGUGCAACCCGUGCUAUUUCCUUCUCUUCUCGACAUAAGCAAAAAGUUUUGUUUUGUAAAUAAUUCUGACUUUAUAUGAAAAUAACAGAAAGCUUUAAUGAACUUAUCUGUACCAUAAAUAACUGAUAGUAUUAUUAAUUGUACAUUGAAGUUGUUGUUUUAUCUGUUGGAUUACCAGCGAUUAUAUUGUUACGAUGUGUGAAUGUGGCAGCGAUAGUCAGUAUUACCCCGCGCGUGCCUACACUCAGUGCUGCCAUCUGUUAAGCUUCAGAAUUUCAUUUGCAAUUAGCUAGUACAAAUACUGGUGUCCUUGUAAGGCUUACGGAUGUGGACAGUUUGUAUUUAACCUGUACUUAACUGGUACACAUCUUAAGUAGCAAAUUCCUCAAUAAUAUUUAUUUUCUUUAAUCUAACGCCAUAGGUACCAAUAGAAAAAUACCGUUGCAGUAAUUAAUUUAUUAAUUCUGUAUAUAUUAUACAGAGUAAGUAACAUUUGAAGUUUUUAUUAUAAUUAGUAUGUUUUAUACAAUAUUUGUACAAUAUUUUUACUUGUUAUUUAUUUUUAACCUGAAAAUACUAUUGUGCUUAAAUCUUGUUAUACUAAUCGGAGUUAUACUAUAUACUCCGGAGAUGAUUGUCAUUAUUCGUAUAUGAUCUAAAAUAGUGUUAAUUUAUGUACAUUACAUUAUAUAUAAAUAUAACGAAACUCGAUCAUU
Photinus pyralis (common eastern firefly) is the source of this 4220-nucleotide messenger RNA. It is a transcript of the gene Liprin-alpha, whose product is annotated as liprin-alpha-1. Gene Ontology annotation, cellular component: presynaptic active zone. Gene Ontology annotation, molecular function: protein binding. The coding region runs from base 18 to 3455 and encodes 1145 amino acids. NCBI's taxonomy places the organism in Eukaryota, Metazoa, Arthropoda, Insecta, Coleoptera, Lampyridae. The record is from RefSeq and is a predicted model, not a curated record. Gene Ontology annotation, biological process: synapse organization. The transcript is spliced from 18 exons.